AUGGCUUCCAACCCUCAAACACAGUCCCUCAAAUGUGUCGUCACAGGAGAUGGUGCUGUCGGCAAGACUUGUCUCUUGAUCUCGUACACGACUAAUGCCUUCCCCGGCGAGUACAUCCCUACUGUCUUUGACAACUACUCGGCAAGUGUCAUGGUUGAUGGCAAGCCUAUCAGUCUUGGUCUCUGGGAUACUGCUGGUCAGGAAGAUUACGACCGUCUCCGCCCUCUCUCGUACCCUCAGACCGAUGUCUUCCUCAUUUGUUUCUCUAUCGUCAGCCCUCCUUCCUUCGACAACGUUAAGGCUAAGUGGCACCCCGAGAUUGAGCACCACGCACCUGGAGUUCCCAUCAUCCUGGUCGGAACCAAGCUCGAUCUUCGCGACGACGAGGGCACCAAGGAGAGUCUGAGACAGAAGAAGAUGGCACCCAUCCAGUACGAGCAGGCCAUCAGCGUUGCCAAGGAGAUCAAGGCAGUCAAGUACAUGGAGUGCUCUGCCCUGACACAGCGCAACCUUAAGAGUGUGUUCGAUGAGGCCAUCAGAGCUGUUCUGAGCCCUCGCCCUACCUCGAAGCCCAAGAAGCAAAAAUGCAUCAUUCUCUGA
This is a messenger RNA of Aureobasidium melanogenum CBS 110374, 600 nucleotides long. RefSeq lists its product as uncharacterized. NCBI's taxonomy places the organism in Eukaryota, Fungi, Ascomycota, Dothideomycetes, Dothideales, Saccotheciaceae. Gene Ontology annotation, biological process: cortical cytoskeleton organization; regulation of actin cytoskeleton organization; regulation of cell shape. Gene Ontology annotation, molecular function: GTP binding; protein kinase binding; GTPase activity. Gene Ontology annotation, cellular component: cytoplasmic vesicle; cell cortex; plasma membrane. The coding region runs from base 1 to 600 and encodes 199 amino acids. The transcript is spliced from 6 exons. The record is from RefSeq and is a predicted model, not a curated record.